UUUCUUUCCCUUCUGCAGCAGGCUUUCUCAUCCCUCUGUGUAGGGGCACUAGAAGGACAAUUAUUUCGUAAGUGGUGGUGCUUAACUGCUGAAUUCUGGCUUUGCUUCAUUGGGCCUGUGGAUUUUUGUUACUCCCUGUUUCUGCAAAAUAAGUUGAACAGGCAAAAUGGACUUCUCCAAACUACCCAAAAUCCUUGAUGAGGACAGAGAGGCUUUUGUUGGCUACGUCCAUGGAGUCUCAGGACCUGUGGUCACGGCGUGCAACAUGGCAGGUGCUGCUAUGUACGAGCUGGUACGAGUAGGCCACAGCGAACUGGUGGGGGAGAUUAUCCGGCUGGAAGGUGAUCUGGCAACUGUCCAGGUUUAUGAAGAAACAUCUGGUGUCUCUGUAGGAGAUCCUGUACUCCGUACUGGCAAACCCCUGUCAGUGGAACUAGGGCCUGGCAUUAUGGGAGCUAUUUUUGAUGGUAUCCAGAGACCUCUGUUGGACAUCAGCACUCUGACCAAAAGUAUCUAUAUCCCUAGAGGUGUCAACGUGUCGGCUUUGAGCCGAGAUGUCAAAUGGGACUUCACACCUUCCAAAAAUCUGCGGGUUGGCAGCCACAUCACCGGUGGAGAUAUUUAUGGUGUCGUGAAUGAAAACUCUCUUAUCAAGCACAAAAUCAUGCUGCCCCCACGGAACAGGGGUACAGUUACAUACAUUGCUCCGCCAGGAAACUAUGACACUUCAGAUGUUGUCUUAGAGCUGGAGUUUGAAGGUGUGAAGGAGAAGUUCACUAUGGUCCAGGUCUGGCCUGUACGUCAAGUCCGUCCUGUUACUGAGAAGUUACCAGCCAAUCAUCCUUUGUUAACUGGCCAACGGGUCCUGGAUGCCCUCUUCCCGUGUGUACAAGGGGGUACAACGGCGAUUCCCGGGGCAUUUGGUUGUGGGAAGACUGUGAUCUCACAGUCUCUCUCAAAGUACUCCAACAGUGAUGUCAUCAUUUAUGUAGGCUGUGGAGAACGAGGAAAUGAAAUGUCUGAAGUACUGAGAGAUUUCCCUGAGUUAACAAUGGAAGUUGAUGGCAAGGUAGAAAGCAUCAUGAAGAGAACAGCUCUGGUAGCAAAUACCUCCAACAUGCCUGUGGCUGCCAGAGAAGCCUCUAUCUAUACUGGAAUUACCCUGUCUGAGUAUUUCCGGGACAUGGGCUACCACGUCAGUAUGAUGGCAGACUCUACUUCCCGAUGGGCUGAGGCCCUCAGAGAAAUUUCAGGGCGACUGGCUGAAAUGCCAGCUGACAGUGGUUAUCCAGCCUACCUUGGUGCCCGUCUAGCCUCUUUCUAUGAGCGAGCUGGCAGAGUGAAGUGUCUGGGAAAUCCUGAGAGGGAAGGCAGCGUCAGCAUUGUUGGAGCUGUCUCUCCCCCAGGUGGUGACUUCUCUGAUCCCGUCACAUCUGCUACUCUGGGCAUUGUUCAGGUUUUCUGGGGCCUGGAUAAGAAGCUGGCACAACGCAAGCACUUCCCCUCUGUCAACUGGCUGAUAAGUUACAGCAAAUACACACGUGCCCUGGAUGAGUACUACGACAAGCAUUUUACAGAGUUUGUCCCUCUCAGGACAAAGGCCAAAGAGAUCCUACAGGAGGAAGAGGACCUUGCGGAGAUUGUGCAGCUUGUGGGGAAGGCUUCCCUAGCAGAAACAGAUAAAAUUACCUUGGAGGUUGCCAAGCUGAUAAAAGAUGACUUCUUGCAACAGAAUGGAUAUACUCCUUACGACAGGUUCUGCCCUUUCUACAAAACAGUGGGAAUGCUUUCCAAUAUGAUUGCGUUUUAUGACAUGGCACGCCGUGCUGUAGAAACCACAGCCCAGAGUGACAAUAAGAUCACGUGGUCCAUCAUCCGAGAGAACAUGAGCGAAAUCCUCUAUAGACUUACCUCCAUGAAGUUCAAGGACCCUGUGAAAGAUGGUGAAACAAAAAUCAAGGCGGACUAUGCUCAGCUGUUUGAGGAUAUGCAGAACGCAUUUCGCAGUCUGGAAGACUAGGCUCGACUUCUGCGACCACUCCAGUUUGUCCUCUCAAUUCCUCAUCUCAACUCCUCUGCUUCCCUACCUUACAAGAAUGAUGCAACAGUACUUGAGUUGAUAAAUAGCCCUAUGUUUUCCCUGUUCAUACUCAGAGAGUGUCCCUACAAAACAUUCCUUUUCGUUUGCGUUUGGCAUUGCUUUGUGUGUCUGAAAUGGUGAGUGAUGUGUGAAUGGGCCUGGCUGAGUGAGGAAAUGCUGUUGUACACUUCUAGGGUGGGAAAAAUUUCACCUUGCAUCUCCCAGCUCUCUUGGUAACCCAUCUUUCACCUUGGGAUGUAACCAGUUGAGCUGUAUCGUCAGAGGAGGUGUAGAUCUUAAUGCAGUCACGCAGUACCUUCUGAGCUGGCAGUAGUAAGGGCACUUUGCUAAGUGACUAUUAUGAUGUAGAACUCCCUAUUCUCAAACAGAAUUUUUGACCGUAUUCUGAUGCAACAUUGAUACAACCAAAAAUUCUUCACUGCUCUGUCCCUUCUGCAACCCUUAGCUGAGUCUCUUGGUAUUGAAAUGUGGUAGUUCUGGAUCUCUCCAAGAAGGGACUAACUAGAAGAUGAGCACAUACAAGCAGCCAAUAUACUCUUGUACACUGGAGAAGUAGAAUUUUAUUUUCCUACUUAAUACAAUUAGGACUGUUGGACUUGGCAUCAGCUAAAAUCAAAGCCAUAGGUGCUCAGCUUCCAGCAGAAUUUAACCUUCUUGCCUCCCACUCACCCCCCUAAAAUUUCACAGCACUCAGCUGCUUUAGUUUGUGAAACUUGUGACUGCUACCGUGUACUGCAGGACACGUGGCAUCACUGUAACUUGCUACACAUGCGUGGUCUAGGAAUUACAGUCCUUCCUCGGUGGUGCUCUGUCUGCUGGCACAGUUACCUCCCAGUGCGAUGCCCAGGUCGCCCUAAGGCAGGCGUGUGCUUAACCUUCGUCCUUCACCUGUGCUCGUGUGGCCUGUUUGGCAGCAGCACAGAAGGUCCCCAGUUCUCAUGUAGGGAGAAUGUGUGAUGCUACACUUAUGGGGGCAGGGGAUGAACAGGGGGAAGGUUGAGAAAACGUACAAAAUAUAUUUACUCCUGCCUUAUUAUGAUGCAAGAGAAACCAGUGACUCUGAUCUUCUGCGCUGUGCUCUGGAAGCACUGUCAAGCAGCCGAAAACUGCUGUGUCUUGGGCUUGUUUGUGGGCAAAACUAGUAUGAGGUGAGGAAUGAGCAUUAGAGCAGCCUUCCUGUCAAACUCCAGGAGCCCAGCACUCGCACCAUUGCUGUGGAGUGAGAGGGAGAAAAAUGCUGGUACCGUCUCCAGCCAUUGCCUCUCGCUCGUGUCAGGUGGUAUCCAGCACUGCUUUGUCCUGCCGCCCUCUGUGCCCAGCUGGCUUCCAGCUGACAUCUAUGGCUUUGUUAUGGUCACGAAACAGUAACCCUUGUAGGCGACACCGUGCUAGUGGCGUGGCUGUGCAAGCGUUAAUUCUGCACCAAAGUAUUUCCACCAGCUGCCAGCAUUGAACGGUAGGGAUGCAAAGGCAUCUCACGCCACGGACCAAAUGCUGCUGCUUCCAUUAGUCAGGACUUGCUGUUUGUCAGGGAGAGCUGACUGAGAGGGGUUAACUAUUCGUGGUUCUCCCAAAAGAAACUACUCCUCCAGCUGAUACUCUGGUAGUGAAUGGUUAAGUUUACAGCUCACUAAACUUUCAGUGUAUGCUGCUUAUUUUACCAAUGAGCAUGUGUGAAUGAGUAGCCACCAUCCAAGCCCUUGCUGGAUUCCUCAUCGUUCGUACCCUUCACCACUGUACUAUGUAGCAUUUCAUGCUAGAAACCAGAUGUUCUUAUCUCUUUAAAUAGAGGAUGUUAUAAACUUUACAGAUGUCUAAGAUAAUGCAGUUCUAAUAUUUAUUGUGCUGUAUCUGGCCCUGAAGUGUGACCAGUUCAAGGUUUCAUAUCUAUUUUUGUCUUUUUUUUUUGUUUUGUUUUGUGUCUGUUUUCAGUGUUGAGAUUCUGAUGUUCACUCUGUCCUGCAAGUCUUCCCUCUGCAGCCAUGGGAGGAAUGAAAAGAUGGGCAGAACCCCACCACCAACUUUCUUGUAUAUUUCAUAAUGUAUGUUGCUGGCAAUUGUGUUUUAAAAAAAAAAAAGUUUAAGUCAAUGAGAAUAAAAUGGAUUUAAAGUA
Phalacrocorax carbo (great cormorant) is the source of this 4214-nucleotide messenger RNA. Lineage: Eukaryota; Metazoa; Chordata; Aves; Suliformes; Phalacrocoracidae. The record is from RefSeq and is a predicted model, not a curated record.